Molecule: messenger RNA, 9910 nt
Organism: Stegodyphus dumicola
Lineage: Eukaryota; Metazoa; Arthropoda; Arachnida; Araneae; Eresidae
Biological process (GO): regulation of transcription by RNA polymerase II
Cellular component (GO): nucleus
Molecular function (GO): DNA-binding transcription factor activity, RNA polymerase II-specific; RNA polymerase II cis-regulatory region sequence-specific DNA binding
Source: RefSeq, a predicted model, not a curated record
UCCAAUAUGUAUAGCACACCAUUAUCUUUGCUCCAACUUCCACCUACAGCUUUGCCCGAAAUUACCCAGAAAUUAACUCAGCCAGGAAACACCACUGCUCGGUUUUCCCAAGACGGAAAAACGUUGGAGGAUCUGAAAGGUGUAGUGUCAGGAAACGAUUAUCAACAGGCUGCAGAGGCUGAAGUCGACGUUGGCUAUGUGUGCAAGAAGUGUCAGCUAGUUCAUCCAGCUGAAGUUCUGUGCGUCAAUCACCAACGUUCCAGCUGCUUCGCCAAUAAAAACGCAGGCGAUGCUAGUAAAGCGAUUCUUCGCUUAGUGCAGGUGCAGUUAGAAUGCAGAGCUUGUCGGGAGAGAUUUCCGACACUGCUUGACUUCAAGUUCCACUGCAACGCAGAUCGGCAUGUCAAGAGGGUGCAUAAGUUGCAAAGAAAUGAGCAAAUGACGCCACCUAAUUCAAUGCUACCACCCAAUGCGAUGGUUCCGCCUAAUUCCAUAGUGCCCCCCAAAAUGCCCUCUUGCUCCACAUCCUCCCACUUCGCAGCUACUCCUGUGGCUCCUUCCAUGACACCACCACGCCUGGCACCUCCUCCUCUGCUUCUGCCCCAAACAGGAAACGAUGUCACGACCCGUAAUGGACCAGACGUCACAGCUCAGCACCUUAUGUUUUCGUCCGACUUCCGUAAUGACCUCGAUAGUGCCCUCAGGCUCGGUCUCGAAGCUUCUUCCUUAGACCUUCCCGCUUCCAGCAAGGCCGGCCUUUGUUUUACAGGAGAAGCUUCUCUUAGUCCAGAAACCAAGCGGCUCUAAUAAUAGCCAGACUAUAGAAAUAAUCACCCAAAAUGGUUAGAAUAUUCCUAAGAUUUCCAGUGAAUCUAUUCCUAUUAUAAUGAUUAUAAAUCUGUUCUGAUGUUCCAUGUAACUGUUGUGUAAGACAAUAAGGAUAUUGUCACGUUUUUAAACUUUGGUGGUUCAUUUGUCUGUUUUAAACUUCAAAUAGCCGAGCCCGAGCCAAGAGGGUGAGGUUGUGACUGAGUCCCUGAAACAAAUAGAUAAAUGCAGUGUAAUCACCAUACCCCCUUGGCUGCCUAAAACUGCCUGCUCUGUCCUCGGCAGAUAUCAAGAGUUCCUAGAACUGAGAAGUGGCUCAAGCAAAAUGUGAAAUAAUGUGGUGGACCAAAAUUUUCGCUGCAGAUCACUAAACUGUUAAAAGCUGCAUUUGAGAGCUGCGUGUAUGCAUUGCUCUGUCACUCGGGCCGCGUUUCCUAUUGGCCUGCAGAAGUUCGACGAAGAAAUGAUAUCUUGUAUUUACAUGAAAAGUUUUCGUUUAUUAUUUUGUACAUAUCCGUUGGUUUUUAUGUUUGGUUGGUCAUAAACGUCAGCGGCACCCUUUAAACACUCGUUAAGGAAAAAAAAAAAAGAAAUUUAAUUUCCAUUUUGAAUGCAAUUAAUGGCAUUUUUAAUCAUACGUUUUCUUGAGUAUACAAAUAUAUUAUCAGCUCUAUUUAAUAUAUAUAUAUACAAAUGUUUAUGACUAUGUUAACGCCUUUUUGUUAUAUAUCAUUUAGAAGAUUCACGGUCUUCAUUGGAGAUCAGCAAUAGUUAUCUUUGAGAAUAAUUUUAUUGUUAGUAGUUUGUUACGAAUAAGUUUUAGAUGGUCUUGAUGACUACCAUAAAAACUGGGAGAUGUAUGCAUCAAGACUUAGUUUCAUUUUUUUAGUGGUAGGCACCAAAGGGAGAUAACUACAACAGUGUGCUGUCACCAAUACACGAUAUGAACUUGCUUUUUCAUUGGUAUACUUCCAUAGAUUUGUGCUUUUUCUAUAGAUGUUUUUCUUCUAUUCUUGGUUUCGUCCUCUAUACGAAGCUUGCACAAAAUGAGUUCAAAAGUGUGUUGCUUGUUAAUACAGUGGUAGCUUUAGUCAAACGCAUGGUUACUAUAGAAUAAAACAAAUUUAAUUCAUAUACAAUGGUGCGAAAUCAUUCGUGUAUUCCUAGGUUCCUCUAAAGUUGCAGCUGGACUGACUCUCACAAAAGGGGAGGCAACCAGAGUGAUUGGAAACUUUUGAAAACUUAAAUCAUUAUUAUGGAAUAAAAUACUUUUUUGAUGUGCUCAGCAUUUGAAAGCGCGACGCGUUCCUGUGAAGAAAAAAAAAUAAUCACUUAGUAGGCACAAAAGAAGAAAAAAAAACAUAAAUGCCGUUUCUUGUGUCCAACCAUUGACCUGUGGUCAAGCUAAAAGUUCCUGUGUUUUUUUUACAUCGAAGAGGUUCUAUUUGCAGCUCGUUCUAUUUGAUGUUCUCCUUUGAAAUUAAGAAAUAAACAAGAAAAAAAUAGUGUUCGUAUGUGUAAAUGUGCGUAUCCGUGAGCGUGCAGGUGUAACGUGUGCACAUGUGUCUUGUCCCAUGUUCAACGGAACACAACGCACUAAAUCAUCAUCAGCGGUUGAAGCUACCGAAGAGUUAAUGUUAAAGAAAGAGUUCUGAUGUCAAGUUGGAAACAUCGUCUUCACCAUUAAGAAUUAGUUUUUAUAACUCGAGAAGCAUAUAAGACUUUGAUAAUGUCAGAAAAGCAUAUAUGCUUCGUUGAUUUUAUCAUUUGUGAAGUUCCUAAAGAAUUUAUAAAAUUGUAAUCACUGUUUUUCUGACGACACAGUGAAUUUGUUUAAACUGUGUUGUUCAGCUUUAUUGUUCAAUUGAUUCACAUUAUUUAAGUUUAUUUUUCUCCAAGUGCAUUUUCAUCAGACGUGCUGAAACUAGGUUAUUUCGUGCUAAAUGCCCAUAUGUUUCUUAAAUAUUUAUCUACAGUUAAAGUUUUCAAUUCUGUUAUUAGGAAAGCCGCGAAUGUUUUCUUCUAUAUAUUCAAAAUUACGAAUAAUUUCUAAUUCUCUUCAAUGGUUGCCCUCAUUCAGUGAAACAAUAAAAAAAUCUGAAAAGAUUUUUAAGAGUAUGCAAGUUCCUGUUAAAUAUAGUCACAGUCGUAAUUUUAAUAUUAUAAUAAUGCAUUUUUAUUUUUAUGCAUUGCAAUAUUUGUCUUUUUAAUAGCACUUAUUUAUUAUUAACCAUAGGGAACUGCGAUAGAUUUUUGAUAUUAUUUCGGACUCACCUCUUAAGAAUAUAAAUAAAAAUACUAAAAUGCUUAAAAUCGAAGAUUCAUGUCUACGUUUUAGGUAGCUUCUAUUUAGUAUAAAUUUGUAUUAUAAAAAAAAGUUUUUUGUUUUAUGUUGAAAACUUACUGUUUAAGAUACAACUUUAUGCAGAUCUAUUAAAGUAUAUACCUGUAUAAAAUAUUUUAACAAAUACGCUUUUCAUACUCUCAAUACUAAACGCAGUUCCUUGUGAAAUUUCACGAUUUUUAUUGAGAAAAAUAUAGUACGUUCUAUUGAGCGGCGUCGAAGCUAUAUUUUUACUGUUGAACUGGUUUACUACAUAACUGGUUUUGAGUUCCUGUUUAUACCGUUAAACAGUAGUGUUUACUGUGACACUAAGCGUAAAGACUAUUCAAAUACAGAACAUUAGAUAUGGAUUUUUACCAAAGAUAUUAAUUAAAGUUUUUAAAUCGUAAAAUUGUUUCGGCAACUGAAAUUCUAUGCACGAUAAAGCAUUUAAACAAGUUUCUGUUACAUAUAUAAACAGUAAUUUUAUGUAGUUAAGUUACACGUUUCGGUUCAGUACGUUAAUUAUAAUUACCUUAUCAAAUUUUGAAUAGACAAAUAAGAUAAAACCAUACUUAGGCCUUACCUCACGGUUAAUUAUUAUUAUUAUUAGUAUUUUUGAAAUUUCUUUGUUAAGGUUAUUUACCGUUUAAUUUCUUUUAAGACUUAACCAUAACCCAUUAAAGAAUUCUAUAGCUUCUUUACUUCUAGGAAGUCUAAAAGAUCUGAAAUUAAUUUUAAUCACAGUUCUUUUAGAUUCCAAAAAUAAACUAUUCUCCAAAACACUUUUCAGUCUAGUUUCAAAUUAGAAUUUUAAUGCUUUAUUAAGUUUUAAACUAUAUCUAACUUUUGAGAUCUUUAAAUAUGGUUAAAUUUCGCUUAUUAUACUUUAAUUAAUUACUGACUUCGAAAAUAUGUAUCCUGAAGGCUUGCAGUUGCGAAGGUUUCACAUGCAGGCGACUUCACUGCCAAAUCCUAUGACAAAACGAAUUACUUAUCUUCAGUUUCUCUUAAAAUAAAAGAAUCUAAAUUAGUUUUAACAUUAAUUUUAAACCUAUCAUAAUAUAUGUACGUUAAUCUAACGUAUUUGAAUAUUAUAAUAUAAAAGUCAGUCUUAUUUUUUUUGUCAGUCUGAGGUGAGGAUAAAAUAAGUAUGGUAUGAAUUUGAAAUUAAAGUUCUUUAGACGUAAAAUAACAUGAUAUAUUUCAGCAGAAAAUGAUGUAAACUCAUUUUUGAUUUUUUAAUAUUUUUCGGAUUUAAAUAUUACGUUUUUCUUUCGCAUUUCUCUAGGACAACUUUUGUGCAGUUUACAAAACUUUCACGUUAAUAUCAAUAGACAUCAAUAAUAUGGUCAAGUUAUCCUACAUUGUUAUUUUAUACUGAUGGCAACCUUAGAAUGAAAGUAUUUUACAUUUUAGAUUUUUAGUGUUUGUUAUUUAUUAUUUUGAAUGAUAAAGAAAUAUAUCUCACCUGCACGCCAUUUUAUUCGCAAAGAAAUAAAAAUUAUAAACCCACACUUUUAUUGGUGUGCGCUCAUCCAAUCAGCAUGUUUAUCUGCUGCAACCAUCCUCCAGUGAGGGUGGUAUAACCAGUUCCUAAUACUAUAAGAUCUCCGAUGAGGUUGCGAGAAAUAACUACAAGAGUAAUGUGUAUAGUACUAUAUAAUAUAAUGCUUGAAGUCUUGUUAUUAUUCUACAAUUCAGCCUUGUACUGAGUCGGAGAAAAUAGAAGAUAAAUUUUGUCUGGGUGCAAAGUUUGUUUUUAUAUACAGAAAAUAAGUUGAUGAUGAUGAUGAAAGCAUUCAUGAAAAAAAUAGAAAUGAUUUGGUAUUUUAGUAUAACAACUGAUCUUAAAGCCGCGGCAGUUUGAGAAAGAGAACAAAUAUCAUUAUUGCAUUAAAAAUGGAAUAACUUUAAAGUUAAUUGUAAAAGGAAAAAAAAGAGAAGUAGUACACCUUGCACGGAAAAAAAUAGGGGUGGGAACAGCUCUGUAUCUCCUGUUCUACUGGUCCGAUAGACGAAAUUUAACUUGCAGGUUCAUGUCUCGAAAGCGCGACUUGGGAUCUACAUUAGAUUUACAUACAGCCAUUUUUCAAAUAUAGAUAUUUUGACAGAAUCGGAAUUUUCCUAGAAUGGCAUAUCAGUUUUUUCCAUAUUUCGAUUCCAUAUUUCGAUUCAAAUUAUGCCUAAAUAUUAAAUGUUGUAAAAUUUGGUGAGAAACUUACCUAGAAAUUUACAAAUUUAUUUUGGAGCACUGUUUUCAGUUUUCCUCAAGAAUUUAAUUAAUUAAUUUACUUGGCGAAAUUCUUAAUUUAUGGUAAUCAAAUUUCCUUUCUCUUUCAUUGUACAUUAAUCGAAUAAAAAUACAUCUAAUUUUUUCAAAUAGUUUUAACAAAGUGCGUAAACCAUAUUUGGCGUUAUAACAAAUAUGCCAAAUGUGCCUGAAAAUACAUCUACUUUAAGAUAAUGUCAAAAGUUUUAUGGACUAUAAUUCAAAACUUUGGUUCGAAAAAUUUGUAAAAAUUACUAAAAAAUACAAAUUUUUAAAACAAAUCAGAAAAUAACAGCGAAUUUCGUUUGGAGUGAAUUUAAGCUUCGAAAUGUGAAAAAAGGAAUCAAGUAAGUUUAUUAAACAGGGAUAUUAAUAUAUAUAUACCAAAUUAAAUUAACAUUGAGAAGCUAACAUUUUGAGAACAAAUAUUUUAGUAACUACUCUUGCGUAUUUUACGAAACUUUGGAAUAAAUUAUCUCCUAGAAUCAAAAAAUGGAAAAAAAAAAUCGAUAUGUCACUUCAGCAAAAGUCCGAUUUUGUGUCAAAAUACCUAUGUUAGAAAUAUACUACACAUAAAUCUAAUACAUGUCCUACGUCAGGCUUUGGAGCUAUGAAAAAACCAAGUUAAAAUUUCUUCAAUCGACCCAAAACCAAGUUAAAAUUUCUUCAAUCGACCCAAAACCAAGUUAAAAUUUCGCCAAUCGACCCAGUAAAAAGGGAGAUAUAGAACGAACUGUCCUUUUUUAUGUGCGUAUGCAAAGUGUACAUUGAAAAUGAUAAUGAAGUCUGGCACUUUGUUUGCGCCAUUUAUUCUGAAGUAAUUCUCAAACUGCUCAAGCUACUUUCAGAUGUGUUAAGAUUAUGUUUAAUUGUAAAACCUGUAGAAGAUAUUUUGUUUAUAAGUUUGUGAUCUUAUGGCACGAACGUUCCUGCUCGAGUAUCCUAACCGAAUUGGUGUUUACAUACAUCACAAAGUAAAAUAACCAACUAAGCAAAUGUUAACUUUUGGUGAUGUUGACUACGUUCUUUCGAUGUUUACGUGUUUGUGUAACAACACAUCAUGCUUUAUAAUUUUUAACUAAGUCACUUUAAAUGAGCAUAACUUUUUGUGUAACAUAUAGAUUUCGAUUUUUGCUACAUCUGUACUGAUUUUUUUAACAUGUAUAUAACACGAAAAAUAUAUAUCUGUGAUCAAAACUGCAGUGGAUAUAACUUCAAUAUCUAGAUACGAAUUUGGUUCUGGAAAUAGUUCACCGUAUUACCCUAUAUAAAAAAUACAGAGUCAUUAUUUUCUUGAGACAUAUAAACACUACGUAAACACACACAUUUUGCUAAAAAGAUUUACUUACCUUCAAGCAAAUAUGAUUUGUAAUUUGCUUUCAAAUACUGAAAUAUAAAGCGAUUCUGAUACAUGAUUUAAAACAAUGAUCCAAAGCAGUUUGAUCACAAAUAUCUUUUUAUAUGCAUAAGUUCACUGUUCUAUUGUAACCAGAUACUAAUAUUUUGUGCGAUACUUCAAUGCAUUUAUCCGGCAUGUCCAAAAAUCUUAAUACCAUAGGAAUACGUAACAUAUAAUAUACGUAAUAGAAAUAUUUUCAGUCAAUUGUAAUCGAAGAUGUUACUUAUAUAAAUUACUGAAAUAUCGCAUGUCAACAGCAUUUAAAUAUUACUAAGAAUUAAUAUUAAAUUUAAAAUUUUUAUGUAAUGCUGUUGAGGACACAUAUAUAGUCUUUGCAGUUUAAAAAUGAUUUCUAUGGAAAAGGAUUUUUUGAACAUACCGAGGUGAAAUGUGUUUUAAUUUUAAUGAAAUCGCUCAAUUUAUUUUUUAACACAUAACAGUAUGAUUCCUAUGUACAAAAAUAUAUGAAUGGUGAUUCUAAAAUUCAUUUAGAUUCCUGUACAUGCCUAGAUUUUUCUUGUUUUUUUUAAUAAUUGAUGCAAAGUUGUAAAUGGCCUAGCAGAAAAAAAGAAAAAAGUAUAUUUGCAUCUUCAAAAUUCUAAUGUAAUAUGUAUUCAGAAUUUUUGUUAUCAGUCAUUGUAGCAUAGUUCUAAUAAUAGGCCCUGAAACCGAUAUUGUGUGGUCAUUAAACUGUUGACCAACACGUGAAGUUCCUAGAUAACAAUACACUAUUCUGAUAUUGUAUGGUUUCAAAUAUCAGUAACAGAUAAUAGGUGCUGUUAGCAUCGUUGUUAACUAACUUGGCAUUUACAACAUAAUGUAUGAAGCACAUUUUGUCUUAAAAACAAUAAAAUAAUCUUUGAUAAUGCUAUAAAAUAGAUAGAAAUAAAGAUUUUGGAUGUAAUUUGUCUAGAAUUCAUUCAUUCUCUUUCGAGAUGGAUAAUUUUUAAGACUUUCUUAUAUUAUGAUAUGAGAAUGAGGAAUAAGAACUCCUUUAGUUUCAGUUGUAUAUAAAUCACAUCUCACCUAUUUCCAUAAAUAAAAAUUUCUGAUCAUGAAUCUGCUUCUCUUGAGCAAAAAUCAGUUUAAAAUUGCUUUAUUAAAUUAAAAUACAGUUUAUAUUCCGAUACUUUCUUAAGCACUAUAUGCUGUCAUUAUAUUUUCUCACCUUAAGAAAAAAGUCACAUGCAAAACAAAUCUAAAAUUGAUACUUUAAAGGGAUUUUAAAACAACAUGCUUCUCAAACAUGUGAAUGAUAAGUACCAAUAAAUAUCAUAAAAAAUCGAGAAUCGGGUCAAGUAAAUCAGCAUUAAAUAUAACUAUAUGUUUUCUUAACGUUACAUAUUAAAUAUUUUAAAGAAAAUUCCAGUAAAGGUAACACUCAUAAGAAAAUUUCUAUAUUGUACAUACGUAAUUUUUAAAUGUGUAACGUUAGUUUAUAUGUAUUUUAUGAUGUUAAUCUUAAACGCUAUGCUCAUUUGAAUGUCUUUUAUUAUAAAUGUGUAUUUGUUAUCCCACUAUAUAACCAGUAUUAAAUUUAUUUACAUAAUUUAUAUAGUAAAAAGGAAAAAUUAUCUUAUUAACUUUGAAUUAUGAUAGUAUUUAUUUCUUUAACAAUUCCUGCGAUAUAAUAUCUGAGUUUCAGAGUCUUUUUUUAACGUUAUCAAACCUUCCUACAUAAUAAACUUGUUGAAAAGCCAUUUUGUAAAGUAAUAAGAAAUAAUAUGAAAAUUCAAAAGAUCUGCUAAAUUUUUAAUAAUAGAAAUAUCAGAUAAAAUAAUCCUCAGGAAUGAUUUCGCAAAAUAUUUAUAAAUUAUUGAAAAUUGAUGCGUUAAGCAUACACUAUUUAAAUAAAUAAAUAAUCUUAUGUGAUUAUGAAUUUUCCAAAUUUUGCAAUUGAAAACAUUUUAGACUUAGAUAAAGACACUUAAAACAACAUAUGACAAUAUCAUAGUAGACACUGAGAAACGAAAGUAAUACAAAAUAAUAGUAAGCAUAAAAACGACAGCGAAUUUUUGAAAUACAAUGCAAAAUUUUUAUACACAAAUAUGAUGAAAUUUAAAAUUUAAUUGCUUUCCAUUAAAAUAUUCUUUCACAUGACUACACUGUCUUUUUAGUUCCUAUUUAUCUUUAAUUAGUUAGGCAAAUCUUUUGAAAUUUUGUGAAAGACUCAAAAUCAUUUUUGAACACUUUUUUAUCAUCCCUCCUGGUGCUGUGAUUUUAUUUCCGUUACAAAUCAUCAGCGCAAAAGACAUUAAAUUCUUCGAAAAAAAAUUAUCAUAACUGCGCAGUAGUAUAAGGCUGUUUUGAACAGUAAUAUCAGAGACGGGGGAUCCCAUGCCUAGUGGGAUCACCGAUUUAAACAAAGUGUUCAUUGCCAUAUGUCUAGAUGUAGAUUCGAAGUCAUGAAACCGGCUAAUAAGUUCCUAUUCACAAAUUACUAGGACACGAUCGGUUCGUGACACUUUUAAAAACGUUGGCACUAGUGAUUUUUCGUGUGUAUUUUUCUUGAAUCCUAUAUAUGUACAUAAAUAUAUGUAUACGUUUGAAAGAGAUAUCAUUAUUAUUAAAAAUGGUUGGUUUUUUUAAGAAGAUAAACUUAUAUCGUACCGUCUCUCAAAAAACUGUCUUUUCCCCCUUUGUACCAUCUACUGUGAAAGAGUCAUCAUAAAUGCAACUGUGUACAUGUGUCAUUUUUGCAAGGAAAAACCUCUAGUACCACAUCAAUUCCUAGUAUGAUUUACUGAUAACAAAAAUGGUCUAAAAACCCAUCAGUUCUUAAUUUUUUUUUCCUGCUGUUCUAUCACUACUAGCUCUGCUAGGCCUGUUAUAUACUAUACCUAACUAUUUAAAGGAGACCUUUCCUGUUUAAUAUAUGUUGUCCUGAAUUGCUAACUACUAUAACUAAAGCAGACUAACUAUUCCUACGUUAAAGGACCUGGCUAGAGUUAGAUGUUGUUUUAUAUAUAUGUGAGUGCAGGUCUAUUUUUGGUAUAUAUCAGUUUCAGAUGGUCUAGGUUUUUACACAUGGCUUAUUGUAGAAUGCUUUACGGCCGUGUCACAAUAAACAGUGGGAUGUCAUUAAUGA